Messenger RNA from Ipomoea nil (Japanese morning glory), 1803 nucleotides. Its product is annotated as protein DETOXIFICATION 40-like. Gene Ontology annotation, cellular component: membrane. Gene Ontology annotation, biological process: xenobiotic detoxification by transmembrane export across the plasma membrane. The transcript has 7 exons. Lineage: Eukaryota; Viridiplantae; Streptophyta; Magnoliopsida; Solanales; Convolvulaceae. The coding region runs from base 23 to 1570 and encodes 515 amino acids. The record is from RefSeq and is a predicted model, not a curated record. Gene Ontology annotation, molecular function: xenobiotic transmembrane transporter activity; antiporter activity.
AUAGCUAAGCAAAAGAUCAGACAUGGGUUCACAAGCUGAUGAUACUCCCAAUCCUCCUCAUCAAGCCGAUCAUCCAACUUUAGAGUCCAUGCAAGCCACGCCGUCUUUCAUGGCCGGCCAUGGAGGUAGCUCAGAGCUGGAGAAGGUGCUGUCAGACACGCAGUUGCCGUACUUGAAGCGCCUCAAAUCGGCUUCGUGGAUCGAACUCCGCCUCCUGUUCCGCCUAGCCGGUCCUGCCGUCAUGGUUUACUUGAUCAACAACUCCAUGUCCUUGUCCACUCGCAUUUUCUCCGGCCAGCUUGGAAAUCUCCAGCUCGCCGCCGCCUCUCUCGGCAACCAGGGCAUCCAGUUAUUCGCUUAUGGCCUCUUGUUGGGAAUGGGAAGCGCGGUGGAGACUCUGUGCGGGCAAGCGUUUGGAGCACAGAGAUACGAUAUGCUGGGGGUGUACUUACAGAGAGCCACCGUGGUGCUCACCAUAACUGGGAUUCCAUUAAUGGUGGUCUACUUCUUCUCCAGGCAGCUCUUACUGGCACUGGGGGAGCCCAAAACGGUGGCCUAUUACGCCGCCCGGUUCGUCUACGGCCUAAUCCCUCAGAUAUUCGCCUACGCCGUCAACUUCCCCAUACAGAAAUUCUUGCAGGCUCAGAGCAUAGUAGCUCCCAGCGCGCUCAUCUCUUUAGGAACGCUGUUCUUGCACUUGUUACUGAGUUGGGUUUUCGUGUACGAGAUUGGGUUGGGGUUGAUAGGUGCGGCACUGGUGCUCAGCUUUUCUUGGUGGGUCAUUGUGGGAGGUCAGUUUGUGUAUAUUGUGAAGAGUGAUAAGUGUAAGGCCACGUGGACCGGAUUCCGGCCGGAGGCCUUCGCCGGACUGUGGGAGUUCGUGAAACUGUCGGCGGCCUCCGCCGUCAUGCUUUGCCUGGAGACAUGGUAUUUCCAGGUUCUUAUUCUCGUCGCCGGGUUGCUCAAGAACCCUGAGCUCACGUUGGAUUCGCUCUCUGUAUGCAUGUCAGUAAAUGGACUGGUAUUCAUGGUUUCAAUCGGAUUCAAUGCUGCUGCUAGUGUGAGGGUGGGGAAUGAGUUGGGAGCUGGGAAUCCCAAGUCAGCUGCGUUUUCAGUGUUGAUGGUCACCGUUGUCUCCUUCGCGGUUGCGGUGGUGGAAGCCGUCGUAGUGCUGUGUCUGCGACACGUCAUCAGCUACGCAUUCACCACCGGCGACGUCGUGGCUGAAGCUGUGUCGGACCUCUGUCCAUAUCUCGCCGUCACGCUCAUCCUUAAUGGCAUCCAACCAGUCCUAUCAGGUGUUGCUGUUGGGUGUGGAUGGCAAUCGUUUGUUGCGUAUGUUAAUGUUGGGUGUUACUACAUCGUAGGGAUUCCAUUAGGGUGUCUUCUUGGAUUCAAGUUCGACCUUGGUGCCAAGGGAAUUUGGUCUGGUAUGAUAGGAGGCACAGCAAUGCAGACCUUCAUUCUAUUGUGGGUUACAUUUCGGACCGACUGGAAUAAAGAGGUGGAGAAGAGUAGGGCACGGUUGGACAAGUGGGAAAGCACGAAAGAGCCACUUUUGAAGAACUGAAGGAGGGUAAAGUCUUGAGACAUAAGAAAGAGGUGGCAAAUAAGUUGUGCAUGGGGAGUGUCAUUGGUUGAUUAUUAGAAAAUAUAUAUUGUUUCACUCAUAGUUCAAUACUCAAUAAUAAUUCUCACAAAUUUGGUUGGCAUCAUGCUGCAUGCAGUUUAUGUUAAUGACAAUUGCCAUCUAAUAUUCAUUGCAUCUUCUAUUCUAAACAUACAAAGCCUUAAUUCGUCUAA